AUGCCAGCUGAGUUCGAUCACCGAGCUCUAGGAAGUUCCUUGACCAUCCCUUCAGUUUUCUACAGAUUUAGAGUUUGCCUCUUGGUUACCCCUAAACACCAUGGCAAUGGACGUUUUGUUAGUGACAACGAGGUGUUGUUCCAAUUCAGCACCUCAUCCAAUCAACUCGAAAUUGUUGAAUGUGGUGUCCAGAUCUUGACAACAGACGACGAUGAUGAUGGUGAAAGCAUUCUCUCUGCUGAGCUAUAA
Molecule: messenger RNA, 249 nt
Organism: Microthlaspi erraticum
Lineage: Eukaryota; Viridiplantae; Streptophyta; Magnoliopsida; Brassicales; Brassicaceae
Source: the annotation of a GenBank genome assembly